Messenger RNA from Ziziphus jujuba (common jujube), 1378 nucleotides. RefSeq names its product protein REVEILLE 6. The record is from RefSeq and is a predicted model, not a curated record. Lineage: Eukaryota; Viridiplantae; Streptophyta; Magnoliopsida; Rosales; Rhamnaceae. Gene Ontology annotation, molecular function: DNA binding. The transcript has 8 exons. Bases 114 to 1076 code for a protein of 320 amino acids.
CAUUUAAAAUUAAACCAAAAGGGUUCAACAGGAGGUGUAAUUUGUCGUCUCUUCCACCGAAGCUAAAACCCACCACCAGUUUUCAUUUUUUCUUUUCUCUUUUCAUUCUCUUUAUGGUAUCCAAGAACCCGAACCCGGCGGAGGGCUUCUUUCUGGAUCCGAACGGAAUGGCGUUACCCGGACUCGGACCUUUCGCCACUAUCACCGCCACUGCCACAACGGCGUCGACUUCUUCGUCGUCGGAGGAUCUGUCUAAGAAGAUCCGGAAACCCUACACCAUCACCAAGUCCAGAGAGAGCUGGACUGAGCCUGAGCACGACAAAUUUCUCGAAGCCCUCCAACUCUUUGACCGUGAUUGGAAAAAAAUUGAAGCAUUUGUUGGGUCGAAGACUGUUAUACAGAUACGUAGUCAUGCACAGAAAUACUUUCUGAAGGUUCAGAAGAGCGGGACAAGUGAACAUCUACCUCCACCUCGGCCAAAACGGAAGGCUGCUCAUCCAUACCCUCAGAAAGCUUCUAAAAAUGCUCCAGCACUCACACAACUGUCAGGGGCCUUUCAGUCGUCAUCUGCUUUGGUUGAACCUGGGUGUGUCCAAAUGCCAGAUUCCUCAACAGUACAUAGAAGUCCCAUUACUGGUGCUGCUAUUUCUACCUGGACAAAUAAUUCUGCACAGACAGUCAAUGUAUCCAAUGGGACAAAAGUGCCAACUGUGGCAAAUAACUGUUGCAGUAGCACCGAAAGCACUCCAAGAAUUCGACCUCCUGGUGAAACAACUGAUCAGGGGAAUAAUAAUCAUCCACUCAGAGUUCUGCCUGACUUUUCUCAAGUAUAUAGCUUCAUUGGUAGUGUCUUUGAUCCUGGUGCUAGAGAUCAUCUGCAGAAACUUAAGAAGAUGGACCCAAUCGAUGUUGAGACGGUGCUAUUGUUAAUGAGAAACCUGUCAAUCAAUCUUACCAGCCCUGAUUUUGAAGAUCAUAGGAGGUUGCUAUCAUCGUAUGAGACUGACUCUGAGACAACAAAUAAUAGUGGUGCAAAUAAAAUCAUUAAUAAUGAUCGACCUAUGAAUGUCGCAUAGUUUGUAUAGUACAUGAGCUUUCUUCUUAUUUUGUUAGCUGUGGCUGCUUUUGCAAUUUAUACCGAGGGUAACCAGAGAAACUGCUGGGAAGACGUAUGAGGAUCAAAGAGCUUCAAGUAGCAUAUAAAGUGAUAGUUAUCUGUACCUGCAUAAAAUUUUCUAGAGUUGUAAGGCUAUUGACAACUCAGUACAACUCAGUAUGUCAAUAAAUUUUGUAAUUCUCGUAUCAUGUAUAUAUAUCUAUCCCUUUCCUUUGUAAUUUCACAUUUGGAUUUUAUGUAUGUAGUUGUUCGGUUGUUGUA